Triticum turgidum subsp. durum (durum wheat) is the source of this 1110-nucleotide messenger RNA. NCBI's taxonomy places the organism in Eukaryota, Viridiplantae, Streptophyta, Magnoliopsida, Poales, Poaceae. The record is from the annotation of a GenBank genome assembly.
AUGAAAGGAUUGUACACCACCUUGGCUACAAAGUUACAAGGCGAGGAGACAACUUUGAAAGCGAUGGCUGUCCCACAAGUUGACAAGAAAAUGCUUGGUGAACUUGAAGUUAUGGGAUUCCCCGCCGUUCGUUCAAUUAGGGCACUUCAUUAUUCUGGUAAUUCCAAUCUUGAAUCUGCGAUAAAUUGGCUUCUGGAACAUGAAAGUGACCCAGACAUUGAUCAGCUACCAUUGGUUUCAAGAGAAAUCAGCAUUGAAUGUGGUGACACAUCAAGCGAAGUGAGAAACAGCGUUCAAGGAAUGAGGACCCAUGCCCAGGCGAGAAAACCAGAAGAGCAAACUACAGCUGGAAGUCAGAAGGAGACUUCAGAGGUGGAAAGAGAACUCAAUGCCAAUGAACAUGAGGAAGAGGAUAGAAAGAGGGUUUUAGCACUACAUAAGUCAAAGCGUGAUGAGGAAGAAAAAGCACGAGGGAGAAUCAGAAAUCAACUUCAGGAGGAUAAGAGGGAGAGGAUUCAAGCUGCUAAAGAUGUUAUCGAAGCAAAACGGACUCUUGAAGAAAAUCAAAGAAAACGCAUGAUGGAAAGUCGAAAAGCAGAACAAGAGGAGGAGAAAAGAGCAAGAGAGAGAAUCCGUCAGCGUAUAGAGGAUGAUAAGGCAGAAAGAAGGAGAGGGCUUGGUUUGCCACGGGAAAAUACAGUAGCAUCAGCUCCGAUAGUAACUCUCGCAAAGGUAAAACCUAUUGAACCAGUUGUAACAUCAGAACAAUUGAGAGAUUGCCUACGAACUCUGAAAAAGAAUCACAAGGAUGACAACGCUAGAGUGAAAAGAGCAUUCCAAAUAUUGCUGAAGAUAGUCGCCAACAUAGUAAAGAACCCAGAAGAGGAGAGGUUCAGGAGGAUUCGACUAAGCAACCCUGUUUUCAAGGACAGGGUGGGUAAUCUGCAAGGCGGCGUAGAGUUCCUGGAGCUGUGCGGGUUCCAGAAGCUCAGGAACAACAGCUACCUGGUCAUGCCGAGGGGCAAGGCCGACGUGGCGCUCCUCAACGCGGCGGGGGUCGAGAUCGCGUCUGCCAUGGAGAAUCCCUACUUUGGGCUGCUCUCCAAGUGA